AUGAAUCGUGGCAAAAAAAUUUUGGCUCUCGUUAAACAAAAUGAACAGCAGGAAAAUAGUGCUGCUCAGUAUCCAUUAGAAAAUCUGCCUAUCGAAUUUGAGGAUGGAGUUCUAUUUGAAGGUGAUUCGACGAUUAUGUACAGUGAUACUCCUAACGACAACAUCCCUAAUCAAAGCGUCAUUAGUUUAGAAUCAAAUAUAAUUUUAAAAUGCAAUACUUCUGUUUCUUCAAAUAUUGCAAAUAAUGACAUUUCCCUAAAUGAGCAGAGAUCCGACACGAUUGAAAAUCUAACUCCCUCUGAUAAUUAUUGUUCACUCGAUGUAAGUCAUAAUAUCUUUAUAAGCGAACAUGACAACGAAAUUAUAAGUCUGGACAAUAACAUAGAAUUAGAUGAUUGCAUAUUAUUAGAAAAAUAUGAAGAGUAUCCAGACUCUACAAUUGAAGCAGAAAUUAAUGGCAAAAAUGAAAAAACGACACCAAUCGAAAGAACACCAAACAAAAUCGAAGAUUCACUUGAAAAUGUGAACCAUGGAUAUGAGACUAAAAUAGAAAAAGUGAGAAUAAACAAAAACGUAAUGGAUCCGGAUUUUGUAUUAAAUAACAGCAAAGAUAAUGAAGAAUCUGAUAGUGAAGUUGUGAAUAAACGCACAAAGAAUAGAAGCCAGAACGAAGAUUUGGAUCCAGAAGAUAUGUCUAUUGAACCAGCAACCAAAAGAGCAAAGAAAAUAGAUUUAGACAAAAAUAAAUGGAAAAGAACAGAAAAUAAAAUUAAGCGAAUGAAAGGAGAAGAAUAUCUAGGAUAUACCAGAAAAAAUAAAAAAUGGAAACACAACAAAAUUAGAAGCGAAAGAGAAAUAAAAGAAAGAUGCGAUGGUAAACACUGUGGGAAAACAAAAGUAUAUUUAUGCAAUAGCGUGACAAACGAAAAACGAAAUCAAAUAUUUGAAAAUUUCUGGAAAGAUUUAACAUGGGACCAAAAAAAAAUGUUUGUUAUUAACAAUGUUGAGAAAACAGAACCAAAAAGAAGAAAAACUGAAAAUAAGGAAACACAGAAAUCAAAUAGCUUUUUUUACUAUUUGAGAAUAGAUGGUAAACCGCUUAGAGUCUGUAAAAAGAUGUUCCUAAAUACAUUAUGCAUUGGAGAAUGGAGUGUAAGAAACUGGUGCAACAAUGAAGAUAACGGAAUGGUAGCAUCAUCAGCUGAAGUGAAUGACAGAAGAAAAAACAGUCAAGAACCUAAAUUAUGCGAGAGAAGAAAGUUUCUUGAAAAUUGGUUUGACAAAUUACCAAAAAUUCCGUCACAUUAUGCAAGAGCUGAUAGUAAAAAGGAAUACAUCGAAGAUAAUAUCGUUAAAAAUAAAUCGCAGCUGUAUAAAAGGUACGUUGAAUGUUGUGAAGGAAAACCUCUUAGUACUUUUGUAUUUGACGAGUUAUUUGAAAAAAAGAAUUUAGGGAUAUUCCAGCCUAGAAAGGAUCAAUGCGAUAUGUGCUGUAGUUUUAAGACUGGUAACAUUGAUCAGAAAGAAUAUGAGGCGCACAUUGUAUCUAAAGACCGAGCCAGAAUUGAAAAGCAAAUCGACAAAGAACAAUCAUCUAUCAAAGAAAAUUGCCAUCUACUAACCAUGGAUCUUCAGGCUGUUCAACUAUGUCCCAGAAUGUACGCUUCUGCGCUUUAUUAUAAACAAAAACUUAGAGUUCAUAACUUUACAAUUUACAACCUGUCAACACACCAAUCAACAAAUUUUUGGUGGCACGAAUGCGAAGGGAAGCUUGAGGCUUCAAAUUUCGCAAGUUGCAUUAUAGAUUAUCUGGAAACACAGUUUAGCCAAUCUAAUCUACCCAUAAUAAUAUACAGCGACGGGUGUGGGUACCAGAAUAAAAACGCGGUUCUUUCAAAUGCUUUAUUAACCUUUUCUGUUACUAAUAAAAAAAUUGUAGAGCAAAAAUAUCUCGUUAGGGGUCACACGCAGAUGGAAUGUGACAGCGUGCAUAGUCUAAUAGAACGACGUCUGGAAAAAAGGGAGAUUUAUUUACCAGGGGAAUAUGUAUCCAUAACCAAGCAUGCUCGUAAAAAUCCAUUUCCCCUAGAUGCAAAAUAUUUGCAUCAUGAUUUUUUUAAAUACUAUAGCGAUCCAUUGUUUCAGUGGUAUUCCUCUAUAAGACCACCUGGGGCUACAGUUUCUGAAAUAAGAGCUCUAAAAUAUACACCAGAGGGUCUUAUAUAUUUUAAGACAGAUUUUGAUUCUGAUUAUAUGCCUUUAAGAAAAACAAAAUCUGUUUCUUUAAAUAGAGUAAAUUAUAAAAAUCUUUACUCCACCAAACCCAAAAUUUCGCUUGAAAAAUAUGAACAGCUUCUUGCUAUCACGAAAGUUAUGGAUACAGAUUACCACGAUUUUUAUAAAAAUUUACCUCAUGCAGUUUCUAAAAAAAUUAAAGUUUAA
Molecule: messenger RNA, 2442 nt
Organism: Psylliodes chrysocephalus
Lineage: Eukaryota; Metazoa; Arthropoda; Insecta; Coleoptera; Chrysomelidae
Source: the annotation of a GenBank genome assembly